Molecule: messenger RNA, 2077 nt
Organism: Prosopis cineraria
Lineage: Eukaryota; Viridiplantae; Streptophyta; Magnoliopsida; Fabales; Fabaceae
Biological process (GO): translation
Cellular component (GO): ribosome
Molecular function (GO): structural constituent of ribosome; 5S rRNA binding
Source: RefSeq, a predicted model, not a curated record
CAGACAAGGAAUGCAACUCACCUUUACAAAUACGGUUAUGCAACUCACUCCUUGGUGCAUGGCGACCGGAACCCUUCAACAAAAGGACGAGCUGAGGCGUCGGUGCAAAUGAAGCGCGGGUUCGAUGGCGGCGGCGCGUGAAGGAGAGGCUUAGGUCGUGGGUCUCAACUGCGUUGAAGUCUUGCUUCUUCAAUCGAAAUCUGCAGAGGAGAACGCUGCAGAAUUGGAGUUCCGCACUUCCUCUGCCACCGCACGCCAAUUGUUUGUUGGUUUGCCUCUGUGAGCCCUCACACUCAUAAUUCUAAUGUCGAGUUCCUUCUCAACAUUCUGAUUAAGGGGUCGAUGCUCGCGAGAAAAGGUGUUGCCUUUGUUUCACGGUGUAAUCCACACCUCUUGAGUAAACUCAGUUUUUGCUCUGAGGCCUAUCGGAGAAUUCCCAAUAAGGAGGAUGAAGCUACGGCUCAUUCCGUACCAGUUCCUGAUUUUUCCAGUAGCCUUCAUAAUCUCUCUCCAUUAUUCUCUGAUGGUAAACUUCCUUCAAAUGGUUACACUAUUGAGCUUGUGGAUCACGACGCUUGGCGGGUCUCAUCAGGACUAUCUCAAGCUGGGCAAGUUAGGGAACGGGGUACCCCAGAAGCAAGUUCUAUAGGUCAGGAAGAAACUGAUGAAUUCCCUGAUUUCAAUCACUCCGAUGUUGAGGAUGAUGUUGAUUUUGAAGACAUUGAUAAUAUGAGAAUUCGUGGAAAUCUGUUCUACAAACUUGAAAAGAGUUCUAAAGAGUUUGAAGAAUAUAAUCUAGAGUUUCACAGGAAGAAAUCUCCAAAGAAAAGAGAUGAUGGGAACGAUAAUUCCAAAAAGGAAAAGAAAACUUGCCCAAGUCCUAAAACCUCCAAACUUCAACAAGUCCCAAGCACUAAAAGUGCUAAUAUACCUCAGCUUCGUCAAGCUAAUGUUACUUCUGUGGAGAACAAGAAGCAGAGGACUCUUACUUUUCCAGCUUACAACCAGCUUACAGGUCCAUAUCAUGAGCCAUUUUGCUUGGAUAUAUUCAUAUCCAAAGCCUCUGUUCGUGCUUGUGUUGUUCAUAGGGUGACAAGCAAGGUGGUUGCUGUGGCUCAUUCUAUUUCAAAGGAUAUGAAGUUUGACUUCACUUCCACUAAGAACAAAAGCACCUGUGCUGCUGUAGGGGCUUUACUAGCUCAAAGAGCAUUAGCUGAUGAUAUUCAUGAUGCGAUCUACACACCAAGGAAAGGAGAGAGGCUGGAGGGUAAGCUUCAAAUUGUUCUUCAGUCUAUCAUUGAUAAUGGCUUUAAUGUGAAGGUGAAGAUUAAACAAAGAAACCCAAGAAGGCUUUUCAAUCACUUAAGAAUUAGUGACAUUGACACACGAUAAAGUGUCAAUGUGUAAUUUGAACUGUUGGUGUGUGCCUAAACAUGAAUGCUGGAUACAUGCCAACACAAAAGGCUUGAUAUCUGAAGCAUAGAUGCUUCAUAGCCAGCCACUUCUAGCAAAGGAACGAGCUCAUUUAAUUGGCUCUCUUGGUUUUGUCUGUUGACUCACUUGAUUGGUUUGAUGUAUUAUGCGGUCGUUAUAUGCAAUGAAUAUGCAUAAUUUCAUUAUCGUAAGUGGAUGUAAGGCUUCAAGCACCUUCUAAUCUUGUGUUUUGGAAUUCCAUUACCCCAAAAUGAAGCGAAAACUAAUUUGUGUUUCCAAAAUUCCAUGGAAGCUCGCUACCUUAUGGACUGGGAUUUCAAGCUUGCUACUUUCUCUUGGUUUGGAUGCACAAGUUACAGUAUGCCUCGCUGGAUAGCAUGUUCCAUAAUUUCUGAUGGAAUUUCAAAGGAGGAUUCAGUGUCCACACUUUUGUUCGUUUUGCUUGAAAACUGGUGAAUGAAAAUUGCAGGUGGCACCAAUAUGGGUGUUGGGUACAUGGCUUUUGUUGUAUUAGAGGCUUUGAUCAAGAAAGGAUUAGAGCUUUGUUAGAAUAGAGGCUUCAAAGCAGUGGAAAUCUAUGCCGACUACGUGGAAGCUGUGAAUCUUCUUACCAAAAAAGAGAUCCCUCUCAUCCAUUUCAUGA